Molecule: messenger RNA, 487 nt
Organism: Staurois parvus
Lineage: Eukaryota; Metazoa; Chordata; Amphibia; Anura; Ranidae
Source: the annotation of a GenBank genome assembly
GGAGAAUGCGGUUCAAAUAACAAGUGGACAAUGGGAAGUGUCCUAUAUAAUUCUUGUUACAGAUAAUGCAAUAUAUUACACAAGUAAUGAAUAUGAAGAUUUUCCAGGAGGCAGACAUAUAUAUAGAGUUUCACUACAGGGGCCCACCAGAGAGAAGCAAUGUCUUAGCUGUACUGUGCGUAAGAAGAACUGCCAGUAUUAUUAUGCCAGGUUUAGUACUAAUGCCAAGUACUAUUCUCUGUAUUGUUAUGGUCCGUGGCUACCUAUAACUUCUAUUCAUAAUGGCACCACUAACAGAGAACUCAAGGUACUAGAAGACAACAGCAAACUGGGAGAGCAACUUCGAACAGUACGAAUGCCUGAAAACAAAAUUGGGAAUUUUAAAAGGAAUGGAAUGACAUUCUGGUACAAGUUGACCCUUCCACCAUACUUUGAUAAGUCAAAGAAAUACCCUCUUCUCAUUUAUGUGUAUGGAGGCCCCUGCAGC